AUGGCGCCCCAGGAGCCGACCACGCUGCGCGCCAUCCUCGCCUAUGCAGGCAACCUCCUCUCGCAGUCGCCUCUGCUAUCCGGCCCUUUCAACAACAUUCCCAACCCGCUCGCCCACCUCCUCGGUGGCACGCAGCAGCAGCAGCAGCAGCAGCACGUCGCGCCCUCGUACUACGAGCCGCUGAGCGCCGCGCCCUCGUGCCCCAUCGACGGGCCGACCAGCUGCCGCAACAGCACCCCCCCCAGCGGCGACUCGUGCUGCUUCGUCCACCCGGGCGGGCGCCUGCUCCUGACGCAGUUCUGGGACAGCCAGGCGCACCAGCCCGGCGCGGAGGAGGACUGGACGAUCCACGGGCUAUGGCCAGACCUCUGCGACGGCACCUACGACUCCUUCUGCGGCAUGUCCCCGCGCUACAGCGACAUCCCGGCCCUGCUGGCCUCCCACGGCCAGGACGACCUGCUGUCCUUCAUGCACCGCUACUGGCCCUCGGCGCCCGGUUCGACCAACGCGCACUUCUGGGCGCACGAGUGGAACAAGCACGGCACGUGCAUCAACACGCUGUCGCCGUCGUGCUACGGCGCCGGCGACGACGGCGACCACACCGACGGCAGCGAUAGCGCGUAUUACAGGCCGGGCGCCGAGGCCGUCGACUACUUCUCCCGCGCGGCGGCCCUCUUCCGCACGCUCGACACCUACACGGCGCUCGAGCGCGCCGGCGUCGCGCCCCACGCCACGAGGCGCUACCCGCUCGCCGACGUGCGCGCCGCGCUCGAGCGCUUCAGCGGCGGGCGGGUCGUCCUGCGGUGCUCCGGCCGGAGGGACGUGCUGCACGAGGUGUGGUACGUCUACUUUGUCAAGGGCAGCCUGCAGACGGGCGAGUUCGUGCCCGCGCAGGACCUCGGCGAGAAGGGGGACGCGGGCAACUGCGCGCCCUGGGUGCGGUACCUGCCCAAGAAGAAGGGGGCGAGCGGGUAG
Molecule: messenger RNA, 975 nt
Organism: Thyridium curvatum
Lineage: Eukaryota; Fungi; Ascomycota; Sordariomycetes; Thyridiales; Thyridiaceae
Exons: 2
Coding region: 1-975 (324 amino acids)
Biological process (GO): RNA catabolic process
Cellular component (GO): extracellular region
Molecular function (GO): RNA binding; ribonuclease T2 activity
Source: RefSeq, a predicted model, not a curated record